GACACGUUUCUCACUUCCGGGUUUGUAAUAUCAACAUGUCGAAAUUUAUCAUCGAUUUCUGCUGUUUAUUUGAGCUAUAUGAAUUGCAAUAGAGCCAUUAUUGGAACCUUAUUAGUAUCUUAAUGAUGUGAAGAUGUCGUUCAAGCGAGAGGGAGAUGAUCGGAGUCAACUAAACUGCCUCAAGAAAAGAAGAGUGACUGAGCUGCUAGCUGGAGACAUCCCAGAUGAUGAAGCAGUCCUGAUGAAGAAUGGAAGGUUGGCCUGCCUGGUCUGCAGCCACAAGCCAGUGUUUGACACAAUCGAUAUGCUGACUGUGCACAGGGGUGGCAAGAAACAUCUCAACAACCAGCAGAAGUUUUACUUCAAGAAACAGGAGCUGGCUGAUCUCAUUCUGAAGAGGAGACAGGAACAGUUUCUAUCAGCACAAGAUGAGGAGGACCCCACGCCCUUUCUCACCCAGACCAGACAGAUCACCCAGCAUGCCUUGCUGACAGCAGCCACUCCCUACAAUCCCUGUGUGAAGCAAGGAAGGAAGAAAGAAGAGGACCAGGCAAAGGGGACAGAAACUGGUUUCUUCCAGAGAAGCAGGGAAAGUGAUGAGGAAAGUUUUGUAGUACAACCUUACAAGUCAAAAAGAGGACCUGUGGCACCAAAACAAAAUGAAAGCCAAAAUCCAACAACUAGUUCAAACACUGACAAGGAAUCCAAUCCUCAACACAUGCUUUCUAUCACAAAUUUGCCAACUAAAGAAAAACUUAUGAAGCUACAUAAGGAAUCAACUAAACCAAAAGACCCUACAAAAUCUUGGAAGGAGGUUCAGCCAAAAGGGACUUCAAGAUUGGUGCUUCAGAAAAAGCGGAAACCAGUCACAGAGGAAGGGAAACCAGAGCUAUCAGAGGAAAGACGGAAGGAAAUUGCACAUCAUCUUAAGCUAACAAGCUCUGGUUGGAAGAGGGACAGAGGUGGCCAAUGGGUGAAGGAUGAGGAUGUAGAAUUUGACUCUGAUGAGGAAGAACCGCCCCCUCCCCCUUUAUGACCUUGGGUUGAGGUCACAUUGAAAUGACUUUAUUCUGCACAAUUUACAUUUAUCUUAUAAAACAUGAUUUUGCUUUUAAGUAUAUUAAAAUAUGUAGGAAUCCACUUUGAAAGUCACCCAAGAUUGCAUUGAGUAUAUCAAUUCAAGUGUGCAACAACCCAAUUUUGUAAUGUGUAUCUUAAAACUUGACUUUCCUUCUGAAGUCAUGUAGGAUUUUGCUCCAAUAAAACAUUUUGUAUUGAAACAAG
Molecule: messenger RNA, 1284 nt
Organism: Branchiostoma floridae (Florida lancelet)
Lineage: Eukaryota; Metazoa; Chordata; Leptocardii; Amphioxiformes; Branchiostomatidae
Product: sodium channel modifier 1-like
Exons: 7
Coding region: 134-1036 (300 amino acids)
Biological process (GO): RNA splicing
Cellular component (GO): nucleus
Source: RefSeq, a predicted model, not a curated record